This is a messenger RNA of Prunus dulcis (almond), 4466 nucleotides long. RefSeq names its product phospholipid-transporting ATPase 1. NCBI's taxonomy places the organism in Eukaryota, Viridiplantae, Streptophyta, Magnoliopsida, Rosales, Rosaceae. Gene Ontology annotation, cellular component: plasma membrane. Gene Ontology annotation, molecular function: ATP binding; ATP hydrolysis activity; ATPase-coupled intramembrane lipid carrier activity. The record is from RefSeq and is a predicted model, not a curated record. Gene Ontology annotation, biological process: phospholipid translocation. The transcript has 7 exons. The coding region runs from base 553 to 4227 and encodes 1224 amino acids.
UUUGUCCUUGGCUUUGUUCUUUCUCUCCAUCUGGAAGAACAAAGACUUUACUAACAUUUUUGAAUUUGAUAUGUUCGCUGUCGCCACCCAAUACGACUUCUUCCUCAUUUAUUGUAAUAGCCGCCCUUCCUCUAACUCUAUAAUGCUUAACAUGCCUUUGACCUUUUACAAUUCUUUAGUCUCUUUCAAAUUGUAUCACACGCUUCUUCUUCAACCUCCAUUGAAGCACAGCUAUAACACCAUGACCAUCCACCUCUACGUGUAAAAUGCCGAGGUCUGCAAACGAGUAAGCUCAACCAAAGCUCAUCUGACUCUCACUCUCAAGUUUUGCGUGUACAAUAUCUGCAUAUCUAGCUGACUAGUGAGUUGGGUUCCUGUUCUUGUACAUAUCUGUUGUACUGAUUUCUUGGUUUGUUUUGUUUUCUCGAUUUGGUUGCUGUUGUUGUAAUAUAUUGUGAUUUUGAUUGGAUUUGGCAUCUGGGUACUUCUUGAAUUUCAUGAUUGUUGACUGAAUGCUGUUCAAGAGGCCUCUGAUCUGAUCUUCUUCAGAUCAUGACCUCAAAGCGGCCUCUUUUGAUCCCAUCUCCAAGAACCCCAAAUACGCAAGAGCUCCCUACUUUACCUGUCUUUUCUGAUUUUGUAAAUCCCACUUCCGGUCACUCUGGAUCGUUUUCCGGGAUGGAUUCUAAAAACCCAGCUGAGAAUUCCCUCAACAUUGAACCCGCCUUCAAUUCUUCCUCACAGAGAAGCAUUUCUUCGAUUCAUUCCAGGGCUUCUGGCACGAAUUCUGUCCGGGAAGUGAGUUUUGGUGAUGUCGGAUCAAAGCCUGUACGGUAUGGGUCGAGAGGAGCUGAUUCUGAAGCGUUCAGCAUGUCCCAAAAGGAGAUGAAUGAAGAGGAUGUAAGGAACAUUUAUAUAGAUGAUCUUGGUAAGACACACGAGAGGUUUGAGUUUUCUGGGAAUUCAAUAAGGACGGCAAAGUACUCAAUUAUCACUUUUUUGCCCAGAAAUUUGUUUGAACAGUUUCAUAGGGUAGCAUACAUAUAUUUUCUUGUGAUUGCUGUGCUCAAUCAGCUCCCCCAGCUGGCGGUUUUUGGCCGGGGAGUUUCCAUUUUGCCACUGGCAUUUGUCUUGCUCGUUACUGCAGUUAAGGAUGCUUAUGAGGACUAUAGGCGGCAUAGGUCUGACCGAAUUGAGAACAAUCGGUUGGCAUCAGUUUUGGUUAAUAAUCAGUUUCAAUUAAAAAAGUGGAAGGAUAUCCGAGUUGGUGAAAUCAUCAAAAUUGAAGCAGGUGAAGCUAUUCCUUGUGAUAUGGUACUGCUCUCGACGAGUGACCCAACUGGGGUUGCUUAUGUGCAGACUAUCAAUUUAGAUGGGGAAUCAAAUUUGAAGACCCGGUAUGCAAAACAAGAAACCCUCUCCAGGUUGCCUGAAAAGGAGAAGAUUACCGGGUUGAUUAAGUGUGAAAACCCCAAUAGAAAUAUAUACGGUUUUCACGGAUUCAUGGAAAUUGAUGGCAAGAGACUGUCAUUAGGACCCUCAAACAUUGUACUUCGAGGCUGUGAGCUCAAGAAUACUCGUUGGGUCCUCGGGGUUGCUGUUUAUGCUGGUCGUGAGACCAAAGUUAUGCUAAAUAGCUCCGGAGCCCCAUCCAAGAGGAGUCGUCUUGAGACCCGUAUGAACUUAGAGAUCAUCAUACUCUCGGGGUUUCUUGUUGCUUUGUGUACAGUUGUGUCUCUGUGUGCUGCUGUUUGGUUGAGACGCCACAAUGAUAAGUUGGAUGACAUACUCUUCUACAGGAAGAAGGACUACUCUGAGGGGAAAGUGGACAAUUAUAAGUACUAUGGAUGGGGUUUAGAGAUUGUUUUCACAUUCCUCAUGUCCGUCAUCGUAUUCCAGGUCAUGAUCCCCAUCUCUUUGUACAUUUCUAUGGAGCUUGUACGGGUGGGUCAAGCAUACUUCAUGAUCCGUGAUACUCAAAUGUAUGAUGAGGCUUCUAAUGCAAGAUUUCAGUGCAGAGCUUUGAAUAUCAAUGAAGAUUUAGGACAAAUUAAGUAUGUAUUCUCAGACAAAACUGGUACGCUUACCGAGAAUAAAAUGGAAUUUCAAUGUGCAAGCAUUUGGGGAGUAGAUUAUAAUGAUGCGACAGCCAAUUCGGGAAAGGACCAAGUGGGGUACUCUGUUCAAGUGGAUGGGAAGAUUUUGAGGCCAAAGAUGAAGGUGAAGGCUGACCCACAGCUUCUACAAUUACUAAGAAGUGGAGUGGACACAAAUGAAGGCAAACAUGUGCAUGAGUUCUUCCUUGCAUUGGCAGCUUGUAACACUAUUGUGCCUCUUGUUAUGGAUACGUUGGAUCCAAAUGUGAAAUUAGUAGAUUACCAAGGGGAGUCUCCAGAUGAACAAGCAUUGGUUUAUGCUGCUGCUGCCUACGGCUUUAUGCUUAUUGAACGAACCUCUGGUCAUAUAGUUAUUGAUAUCCAAGGAGAAAGGCAAAGGUUCAAUGUUUUGGGUUUGCAUGAAUUUGAUAGUGACCGGAAGAGAAUGUCGGUUAUAUUGGGUUGCCCUGAUAAGACCUUCAAAGUCUUUGUAAAAGGUGCUGACACUACCAUGUUCAGUGUCAUAGACAGAAGAUUAAACUUGGACAUAAUACGAGCAACAGAAGCCCAUAUUCAUGCUUACUCCUCUCUCGGUUUGAGAACGCUUGUUGUUGGGAUGAGAGAACUGAGUGCUUCAGAAUUCGAGCAGUGGCAUUCGUCUUUUGAGGCAGCAAGUACCGCUUUAAUUGGCCGGGCUGCUCUACUUCGCAAGGUUGCUGGCAACAUAGAGAACAAUCUCAUCAUACUAGGUGCCUCUGGUAUUGAGGAUAAACUACAACAGGGGGUGCCUGAAGCCAUAGAGUCUCUAAGAACAGCAGGGAUUCAGGUCUGGGUUUUGACAGGGGAUAAGCAAGAAACAGCCAUAUCCAUUGGCUACUCAUCAAAGCUUCUAACAAGAAAGAUGACUCAGAUUAUAAUUAACAGCAGCUCUAAGGAUUCAUGUCGAAGGAGUUUAGAGGAUGCUGUACUCAUGUCUAAGAAGCUUACGAUGUUUUCUGGGGAUACACACACUGCCGGAGGAAGUUCUGGAGAUGGUGUGACUCCAGUAGCUUUAAUUAUUGAUGGUAGCAGCCUUGUUUAUAUUCUUGAUAGCGAACUUGAGGAAAAGCUCUUUGACUUAGCCAGUAACUGUUCUGUGGUGCUUUGUUGCCGAGUGGCUCCAUUGCAAAAAGCUGGAAUUAUUGCCCUUGUGAAGAACAGGACUGCUGAUAUGACACUUGCAAUCGGGGAUGGUGCUAAUGAUGUUUCCAUGAUCCAAAUGGCUGAUGUGGGAGUUGGCAUCAGUGGCCAAGAAGGUCGACAGGCUGUAAUGGCAUCAGAUUUUGCAAUGGGGCAGUUCAGAUUCUUAGUUCCCCUUUUAUUGGUACAUGGGCAUUGGAAUUACCAGCGAAUGGGCUAUAUGAUAUUAUACAAUUUUUACAGGAAUGCAGUGUUUGUGCUUAUUUUAUUUUGGUAUGUGCUCUUUACUUCUUUUACGUUGACAACUGCGAUCACUGAAUGGAGCAGCAUGUUGUUUUCUAUAAUCUACACUGCAGUACCCACAAUUGUUGUUGGGAUUCUUGACAAGGACCUAAGUAGAAGGACCCUUCUGACAUAUCCUCAGCUAUAUGGAGCUGGUCAGAGACAAGAAUGCUACAACUCGAAAUUAUUUUGGCUAACAAUGGUUGACACAUUGUGGCAAAGUCUGGCCGUCUUCUUUAUCCCUCUCUUUGCAUAUUGGGGCAGCACCAUUGAUACAUCAAGUAUUGGAGAUCUUUGGACACUUUCAGUGGUAAUUUUGGUUAAUUUGCACUUGGCUAUGGAUGUCAUCCGGUGGACAUGGAUUACACAUGCAGCCAUUUGGGGAUCUAUAAUUGCGACUUGGAUUUGUGUCAUUGUCAUUGAUGCUUUACCUUCACUCGUUGGCUACUGGGCCGUUUUUGAAGUCGCAAAGACUGCAUCAUUUUGGUUAUGUUUGCUUGCAAUCACCAUAGCAGCAAUUGUUCCUCGCUUUGUUGUAAAGUUUCUGUAUCAGUACUAUAGACCUUGUGAUGUCCAGAUUGCAAGAGAAGCUGAGAGGUUUGGCAAUCAGAGUGCGUUAUGCCCUGUACAAAUAGAAAUGAAUGCUAUCUUGGACCCCCCAAGGAGAUGAGAAGGUGAUGCUAUUCGUUUUUUCUUCUCCUUUUUUCUUUUUCUUCUGUAAUAUAUGUUAUUCUUUAGGCUGCUUCAGAGUCUCUCUCUUGGUUGCCUCAUUUUUCAUUGUUUGCUAUCCAAAGGAUAGGGUUGUAACUUUGUAGUUCCAGGUUUAUAUGUUGUGUUCCGAUUUUGUUUUGUUGUAUCGCAUACGAUUCAUUCAGUGUAAUUAGCCUUACUUAAACGGAGAAUACUCGA